Messenger RNA from Trichoplax adhaerens, 642 nucleotides. RefSeq lists its product as hypothetical. Gene Ontology annotation, cellular component: endoplasmic reticulum-Golgi intermediate compartment; COPII-coated ER to Golgi transport vesicle; Golgi apparatus. Gene Ontology annotation, biological process: endoplasmic reticulum to Golgi vesicle-mediated transport; Golgi organization; intracellular protein transport. NCBI's taxonomy places the organism in Eukaryota, Metazoa, Placozoa, Uniplacotomia, Trichoplacea, Trichoplacidae. The coding region runs from base 22 to 642 and encodes 206 amino acids. The transcript has 4 exons. The record is from RefSeq and is a predicted model, not a curated record.
GAAUAAGAGUAGCUAAGCAAGAUGAAAUCCUGUAAAAUAUUGGUUGCUAUCUUACUACUCUUCGUCAGUAACUGCCAUGGAUACAUGGUUCGCAUUGAUGCUGAUUCAGAAGAAUGUUUUACGGAGAAAGUUAGCGGCGGUUCUAAAAUGGAACUAACUUUCGAAGUUUCGGAGGGUGGUUUCCUGGACAUUGAUAUCAAGGUGACAGCACCAGAUGGUAGUGAUAUCUAUCGUGGAGAACGUGAAUCAAGUGGCAAAUAUGUCUUCGCGGCGCCUGUGGAUGGUGUCUACACUUACUGUUUUGGUAACAAAAUGUCAACUCUUACUCCAAAAACGGUAGUGUUUUCGUUAGAGGUUGAAGUAAGAAAAGAUCCUGCUGCUGUCAAAGACGACGAAAAAGAUAAAGACGCCAACCACAGCCAGCUCGAUAGUAUGCUUACUCAGCUAUCGGUUUCACUCAGCAGUGUUAAACAUGAACAAGAAUACAUGCAAAUUCGAGAAAGAAUACAUCGGGAGAUCAACGAUAAUACGAACUCAAGAGUUGUGUGGUGGUCGUUCUUUGAAAGUCUUAUUUUGGUAUUUAUGACCCUUGGCCAAGUAUAUUAUCUGAAAAGAUUCUUCGAAGUCAGAAGGGUUAUCUAA